AUGCCAAGUCCCGGCUCUUCACCGAAGGGGUCCAAAGGCAAGUCCAAGAGCAAGUCCAAGGGCUCGGCCAAGGGCAAGUCCAAAUCCGGCCUGAGUCCCGAGGAGCUGGAAAAGUUAUGUUUCGGCCGAAGACGUUACGACAACUUGGAGGCGGUGUUCAUUAAAAAGUCCACUAACAUUGUCCUGUUUUGCGACAAGAUUCACAUCUAUGAGGUGUGGCAUCGACUGCCUGUGCUUUUCACGGAGGAGGCCGAGCCGGGUAGCGGUGGGGAGAAAAGCGGUUCAAAGAAGGGUUCGAAAAAGAGUCCAAAAGGUUCAAAGGACAGCCCAAAGGGUUCAAAGGGCAGCCCAAAGGGUUCCAAGGGUUCCAAGGGUUCCAAAGGAGGUAAAGGUUCAAAAAAAUCCAAAGGUUCAAAAGGCUCCAAGGGUUCAAAACAAAAAGGCGCACCUGCAGAAAAGACCUACGACGAGCCCAUCUUCGUGGACGACAGACCCGAGUUGGGCGAAUACGACAGAGCCAAUCUGGUGGGUGCUGUGGCCUUUCCAAAGAUUCUCUGCAAAAACGGAUAUAAAAUUUUUGUUGAGAUCACUGCAGAUUUCGCGUACUACGACUACGGCAAGGUUCCACCUUUCCCCGAAACAGUUGUAUGCAAAAGAAGGUGCUACAGGGAUCAUUGCUACAUUUAUCCCUAUAAUUUUGAUCAAAUGGCACCCUACUCAACAUUCGCGCAAGAAAUGUUACUAAAGGUGAAGCACGAGUAUCCUAGGGGCUGGCAGCUAGUCCCGUUCGUGUUUGACCUCACCCGUAAACCCGACUCCUUCGCUUUCUCAAGGCCGUACUACGCAGAAAACCCAACAGGCCUUCACUGGAAUGUGCGCGCGUUCGUCGGAAUGACCGAGUACUGUAUUCCCCCACCCGAAAAUGAGGUCUCAAUGGCGUUUUACAAAUACACAAUCACCCCAGCAUCAAGGCCCCUAGCCAUCCGACCCUCAAUCACCAUCGAGUACAAUCGAUGGUUGUGUCUAGAGGAUCAAGGCUCCCUUGUACUGUCGGCCACCCUCGAUAAGGACAUUUAUUACCACGGUGAAGAGGUAAACAUAAGCGUUCAGAUCUCUAAUGACUCAAUGCGGCAUUCGGUGACAGCCAUCAGUGUCUAUAUUGAACAGACCUACACGUUCCACUCGCAAAUACCCCACGACAAUAGUAUUCCGCUAGUGGAGACUUUUGCUCAAUCUGGCCAGCUGGGACUGCCCAUUGGACCGAAGAACAAGGGCUGGUUUAACACAUUCACCCUCCGUCCCGUCUAUGACCCCUACAAGUACAAUCUUGCGUUAGACGGACGAAUGGGCAGGGACAAAAAGAUGUUUCUGGCCGAAAGCUCUGUAAUUAUGCGAAGGGAUCUGGUACUAGUUGACGUUCCACCGCCAGAAUCAGAUGGAGAUAAAAAGGACGGAAAGAAAGGCAAGGGCAGUGGUAAGAAGAGCAAGUCUGAGGGCAGUAAGGGCUCCAAAUCGAAGGACAAGAAGAGCCCAAAAUCCAAGGAGAAAAGUCCAAAAUCAAAGGGAGGCAAAGGUGGCAAAUCCAAGGGCAGCAAAGGCAGCAAGGGCAGCAAACAGAAGGGCUCCAAAGGGGAGGAAGCGGCCGAAGAGGAAAUCCCCGUGGACCCCGAGUGCAUAAUGCCGAAUUUCCGCGAGGUGAAUGUCUUCACGACGAGACAGGAGUGUCGAAUUGUCAACAUCUCCUACCAAGCCGUGGUGAGGCUGACCCUGGGGGACGAGGCGGGUCACCCCAUCGUACGAGUCCCCUUUGUGCUGACUCGAAACUCACGCUACAUCGACCAAUUGCCAGAGAGAAUGCCACCGGUUUUCGCACAGUGGGAGAUGCACUGA
Molecule: messenger RNA, 1890 nt
Organism: Mesocestoides corti
Lineage: Eukaryota; Metazoa; Platyhelminthes; Cestoda; Cyclophyllidea; Mesocestoididae
Source: the annotation of a GenBank genome assembly